Glycine soja is the source of this 4338-nucleotide messenger RNA. RefSeq lists its product as uncharacterized. The record is from RefSeq and is a predicted model, not a curated record. NCBI's taxonomy places the organism in Eukaryota, Viridiplantae, Streptophyta, Magnoliopsida, Fabales, Fabaceae. The coding region runs from base 960 to 3782 and encodes 940 amino acids. The transcript is spliced from 3 exons.
UCUUCUUCUUCUGGGUAUUGUCUUUAUUAUUGGCUUUUAAGAAAAAAUGAAUCUUGGGUUGAAAGGGAACUUUUUGAUCAUUGUGUCUGGUUCCUUUGUUUCGUAGUUUCAUUGAAAAUGUGGGUUUUGGUAGUCUUGAUUUUCCAGGAAGAGGGUGUUUGAAUUUUUUUUUAUUUUAUUUUUUGUUAAUGACACCUUUUUUCUCUGCAGAACAACAUAAAUAAAUUUUGUGAUGUCAUUCAUAAAUUUGGGUUUUGUUUCCAAUUGUUGACUCAUGUUGGGUACUAGUAUUAGUUAAUUGGCUACCCCAUCGUUUUACACAUUAAUUGCUUUCUGAUGUCAUAGUCCAAUAAGUAUAUUAGCCUAGCCUUUGCUUACUUCUAUGGUUCUUUGUUUUGCGUUUGUGUUCUGUUUUAAGUUCAAAGCAGAGGUUAUGUCAUGAUAUUGAUAUGCGUGUAUGUGCAAUUAAUUAGCAUUAAAUUCAGAAGCCACAUAUAUUCAUAGGUUAAUGAAUGGUGUAAAUUAGUCCACUGUUGUUUUGUGGAGUAAGGAGUGGUGGAUAUCCAUCAUUCUUGUUCACUGAAUUAGGACGUGGAUGUUUACAAUAAAUUCAAUCACUUCCCUUUCACGUAACUUUCUGUCACAGUUCAUUCUUCUCAGUGUCAAAAAACAAAUUUCUAUGUUUCUAGAAACCAUUAACUAUUUGCAUUGUGUUCCUAAAAAUACUAAAAGAAAGAAAACAAUGACCCCUUUUACAUACCAAUUCUUUUCCCCUCUAAUGGUAUCAUUUAAUUGUUGAAUUCUGUCUCCAUAUUUUCCACACGGACAAUGGCUUGACUCUGAUAUCUUUUUAAUAUCUAUCAUGAAUUUACAGGAGAACCUUCAGGGUGAAAUCUUAGCAUAUAUUAUGAUCAUUCAACAUACAGCCAAGUCAUGAGUUUUUAAAACCCUCUGUUGACAUGGGGUUUGGUUUAAGCCUUGGAAAGAAAAGCUCAAAGCAGCAAAGCAGGUCAAAGACAGAUAAGGAGAGUUCUGAUUUGCCUCAACCCAAUCCAUGUUCAAAGGAUUCACUUAAGCUUAAAUCAAAGUCUAAUGUUGAUCAAGCAAACAGUGAUCCUUGUCAUAAAGCAAAACAUGAUGUAAAAGGAAAGGCUCAGCUCUUGGAUAGUGCUAAGGGAAGUUCAACUCAGCCUGAUGAACUUGUCAAGUACAUGUCUAAUUUGCCCGGUUUUCUCAAGCAUUCUGAUGGAGGAGCAAGCAUUCAAGGGAAGGCUUUAAAUGUUGGGGUUCUUGAUUGGUCACAGCUUGAAAAAUGGAAGAAUAAGCAAACACAUACAAAGGCAGAAGCUAGCUAUUUCACAUCAUUCGAUAGCAGUGAAGAAAUAUCCUCAAGGGCAGCCACCACAUCAUCUGCAACUUCUGGUGGCCAUAAUAAAAAGCUUGAUGGUAGAAAAGGUUCAAGUUCUUCAAGAAGCAAGGGAUCUUAUAAAGAAGACCGUCCCAGAAGUUCUAAAAUGUCUUCUCAGAAUGUCAAGCAAUAUCAACAUUCUGAAACUGAAAUAAAGACCAUUGGAGAUGUGCUCGGGAUGUCACCCUCGGAAUUUGGCAAAACUCAGUCAGAUAAAUCACUUCAAAGGGUGAAAGUUAAUGACUAUGAUGAAAUAACUUCAGUAGUUGGAAGCUCUGCAUCCAAGUCCAGGCAUCAUAUGGUCGCACUAGUUCCUAAUGAAAAUUCAAGUGGUAGGGGUGUUGAAGAUAAGAAGAGAAUGGAGGGUUUGCAGCAGCAUAGCCUCAAGAAAAAGGAGAGGAGUCUAAAGUCCAGUUCUGAUAAGGGAUUUUCAUCAUUAGAAUCAAAAAAUAAAGGAGUCUCAUUUGAUCCUCAGAAGAAAAUGAGUUCCGGCAGCAGUGAAGCCAAGAAAAAGAUGGAUCAGUGGCAGGAGUCAGAUGUUGAUGCUGGUUAUAAACAAAGCCAUAGGAUGCCUCGUAAUAUUGUGUUGCUUCGUCCCAGAGUUCUGCAAUUGCAUUCUGAAGACUAUUCUCAGCAUUCUCAAUCGAGAACUUCAUCUGAUGAAGACUUUUUGGAAUCAAGCCGGAGUAGUUUGUCAUAUAUGUGCAUUCCUGAGGAGGUUUACACUGAAGAUGUACAUUCUGAAAUUCCACAUUCAAGUGUACUGCCUUCUGUGACUGAGCUUGCUUCUUCUUCAGAAAAAUUGCAACAUAGUAUCAAUACUGAACUAGAUAUAGAUCGUUCUUCUGUUGUAUCUGAGAAACCAGCUUGCUCAAAUAACAUAUCUAAUCUCCAAUCCGAAUAUACUUGCAUUGAAAAGGAUGUGUUACAUAUCAAGCUAAAAAGUCAGUGUGCUUUUAGUAAUGUGCUGGAAUCACUGGACCGUGAAACUGUUGAGCUGACACCUCAGAAUCCCUCAUCUAAUCGUCGGCUUAGCUUAAGCUUAAGUCGGAUUGGAAGAAGUUUUAGUUUCAAGGAAGGGUCUAUUUCAAAACUUAGCUCCUCGUAUGUUGCUGCAAAGUCUGGUCCAGUGACACCUGAAUCUUCUGCUUAUUUGGAUAGUCAUAGCAAAGAUAGGGUAAAAGGUCAUAACAGAACCAUGUCCAGCCCCUUCCUGAGGUUAUUAGACCCCAUAUUGAAGCGUAAGGCAUCAAACAUACAGUUUUCAGAUGAACAAAGUGUGACAUCAAAAGGUAGCAUGGAUUCGAUCAGCUUGAGGUCAAUCAAUCUGCCUGAUGAAAAGAGCAAGGAAUCAUCAAUCCAAGCCCUUUUGCAGCUAACAAUAAGAAAUGGAGUACCUUUGUUUAAAUUUGUGCUCAACAGUGAAAGAAAGGUUCUUGCUGCUACCAUGAAGAGUUUAGCAUUGCCGGAGAAGGAUGAUGUAGACUGCUAUUUCACAUUCUACCAUGUUAAUGAAAUAAAGAAAAAGAGUGGUAAAUGGAUGAGUCAUUGGAGUAAAGAAAAAAACUGUGGAUAUGUCUACAACAUUGUUGGCCAGAUGAAGGUUUCUAGCUCUAAAACCACUGAAUCAAGCAAUGAGGAAACCAAGAUAGAGAGUGUGGUGAAAGAAUAUGUCCUAAUGGGAGUUGAAGUUGACCAACUAGAUCAAGAACCAACAAAUUUCUUCAUGAGCAAGGAGCUUGCAGCUGUUGUUUUUGAGAUCCCUUGCGAAAAUAUAAAUCAUGAAGGACUAUUAUGUAGUCAUAAUUUGAUUAGGAAGAGAUGCUUAAAGUGCUUGGCAGAUGAAAAAUGCUUUUGCAGCUCACAAGAAAAUGAAAUCUAUGGCAACAUGACAGUUAUACUUCCUGGUGGUGUACAUAGUUCACCAAACACAGGACAACCUUCACCAUUGAUCCGUAGAUGGAAGUUGGGAGGAACAUGUGAUUGUGGAGGUUGGGAUGUUGGUUGCAAAUUGCUUGUUCUCUCCAACCAAAACCUUAGUUCAAAUAUUCCAAGAAGUUCAAAAUCUUACCUUGAGAGAUUUCAUCUUUUUGUUCAGGAAGGAGCUGAUCAAAACACACCCCUAUUCACGUUGGUUCCAUUGAAGGAUGGAUUCUACUCAGUUGAAUUCAGUUCAGAAAUCAAUCAUUUACAAGCAUUCUUCAUUUCUGUGGCAGUUUUAAGCAGCCAGAACUUGCCAAGUUCCUUGGAAAUGAAUAACAUGCAAGAAGCAAUCAAUAAGGAAUUCAAUUCCAAGAACAACAAUGAACUUCAAGGGAAAGCACCUUUAUAUUAUAAUCCAAUUCCUCCAUACUCCCCUGCUGACAGAGUUUAAUUUCAGAAAGGGAAGGCUUUCUCACCAUCAUAGAUAUCUGUUAUAUAUUACCAUGGAGCUAAGGAGUUUCAAGUUAUUGCACUGCCAAAUAAUUUUCCAUUUACUUCCUUUAUUGUUUGAUACUAUAGCAAUACCGGGGUCCUUCCCACCAAAAUACCUGUUGUGGCAGAAAAUGGUAUUCUCACUGUACAAAAGCACCACUGCACCAAUACCAUCCUUUUACAAAAUACAACAAAAGACUAGUAUCCAUUGUACAUCUUGAGCACUGUGAAAGUGAAGAGCUGAAACUAUAAUUUGAUCAACAACAGUGCAAGUAUACGGCCGUGCCUCCAGAAGUCCCCUUUAACUGUUCUAUACACUGGAGAUUAUUGAUGAUGUGUAAAUCAGUUAAGCAUUAUUCCAUGACUCAGUUUUGACAUCACUGCAAUAUCUCCUAUUGAAGAUGUUUACUUUCCAGUUUGUCCUCGAGCAUUAUAAUAGUCUUUUUGUAUAUAUGGUUUAAUGUUUCAUGGUGGUGAUUCUUAUAUGAUUAUGAAAACCAAAGAUUGUUACUUGA